Piliocolobus tephrosceles (Ugandan red Colobus) is the source of this 738-nucleotide messenger RNA. RefSeq names its product transmembrane protein 269 (gene TMEM269). NCBI's taxonomy places the organism in Eukaryota, Metazoa, Chordata, Mammalia, Primates, Cercopithecidae. The coding region runs from base 1 to 738 and encodes 245 amino acids. The transcript is spliced from 6 exons. The record is from RefSeq and is a predicted model, not a curated record.
AUGCCUUGUCCCCAGGGUGAGCCCCCAGGUAAGGGUACCAGUUUCUUCCUGAGCCAUGACCAGAGCCAUUCCCAGAUAAAUGAGGUUUCCUGGAAGGAUGUUACCAAUGCCUUAUCUCUGGCCAACAUGGUCCUGGGGCUCUUCUCCAUCAUCUUCAGCUUCAGCAGGAAACGCCACUAUGCUUCCUGGAUGCUCCUGGUCAGCUUCCUGUUGGACAUGGCAGUCAGGGCAAUGACCAGCCACAUCAACAUCUGCUCCAAAUGGGGAGCCGAGCUGAAUGACUUUGCCGUCUUCACCACCUUCGGCCUGGCCUCCGCUCUGCUCCUAGGCGUGGAUGGACUUCUGAGUGGGAUCCUGGCCAUCAUCUAUGUGUCAGCUGCUUCUUUCCACUUGUGCUUUUAUUCACCUGGAGUCCCCUCCACAUACAAGGGUCUACCCUGCCCCUAUGCUUCCUGCAUCUUGGCUUCCACCUCCCUUCUGACCAAAGGCAACAGGUUCAUCCUCUGCUGCAUGGCCUCACUCAUGAUUCUCUUCAUGAUGGACCAGAGCUACUAUCCAUAUGACAAAAUCCUGGAGUCUGAGAACUGGAAAAAAUUGGUUUAUAUGGGAGGUGUCAUCAUGCUGUUUUUCUCCCCAUUGUCUCUGUCUGCUUUUUACUGCCUGAUGUGGUCGCUCUCAUACAUCUUCUUUCCAGAUGCUCUGUGGGGCAAGGCAGCUUGUCUUUCGCCACAGCACUGA